Messenger RNA from Acaulospora colombiana, 1962 nucleotides. The record is from the annotation of a GenBank genome assembly. Lineage: Eukaryota; Fungi; Glomeromycota; Glomeromycetes; Diversisporales; Acaulosporaceae.
ACUGCCGAAAUCACGAAUAAAGAGAUUUUUGAUUUCUUACAAAGCGCAGCUGAUAAAUAUGGAAUUGAGUUUUGGAAACCCGGCAGCGGAAUUAUUCAUCAAAUUGUUUUAGAAAAUUAUGCUACGCCCGGGAUUCUUAUGCUUGGAACUGAUAGUCACACACCGAAUGCUGGCGGAUUGGGUACGAUAGCAAUUGGAGUUGGCGGUGCGGAUGCUGUGGAUGCUAUGGCGGAUAUACCCUGGGAGCUUAAAGCUCCCAAAAUUCUUGGUGUGAGGUUAACAGGACAUCUGAACGAAUGGGCAAGUCCAAAAGAUGUCAUAUUGCAUCUAGCUGGAAAGUUGACUGUUCGGGUCGGCUAUCAUCAAGGAGGAACAAACCAUAUCAUCGAAUAUUUUGGUACAGGAAUCGAAACACUGUCAUGCACCGGGAUGGCCACGAUAUGUAACAUGGGAGCAGAGGUCGGGGCUACUACGUCCGUGUUCCCGUUUACACACAGCAUGUACUCUUACUUAACGGCAACUAGACGUCACCCUGUCGCCAAACAAGCAUUGUCGAAUGCAUCAUUUCUAAAGGCCGAUGCCGAUGCCGAGUACGAUAAAGUUAUAGAGAUCGAUUUAUCGGAACUUGAACCUCAUAUCAAUGGACCCUUCACACCGGACUUGUCAACGCCAUUGAGUAAAUUCUCGGAUUUUGUCGAAAAGAAUGGAUGGAAAGAUGAGAUUAAGGCGGGAUUAAUAGGAAGUUGCACUAAUAGUAGUUAUCAGGACAUGAGUCGUGUGGUUAGCUUGGCGUCUCAGGCGCUCGAGAAGGGUAUACAACCGAAGGCCGAUUUUUUCAUCACACCAGGUAGCGAGCAAAUUCGGGCGACCAUGGAGAGAGAUGAACAGAUCACUAUCUUGGAAAAAGUUGGUGGUCGCAUGUUGGCCAACGCCUGUGGGCCCUGUAUAGGACAGUGGCAUAGGACUGACAUUAAAGAAGGCGAACCUAACGCGAUACUGACAUCUUACAAUCGGAAUUUCACGAAUCGAAACGACGGAAAUCCAUCUACAAUGAAUUUUUUGGCUUCCCCAGAGAUUGUCACCGCGAUGACCUUUGCAGGUAGACUGUCAUUCAACCCAAUCACAGAUACUUUGACAGAUAAGAAUGGCGAACCAUUCCGAUUUUCUAGUCCCCAUGGAGAUGAGUUGCCACUUAAAGGAUUUACCAAGGGUGAACGAUCAUACGAGCCACCUUCACCGCCGAUAGCCAACCCGACGGCCAAGAUUGAAAUUUCACCGAACUCCAGUCGACUUCAGCUGCUUGAGCCAUUCCCGAUAUUUUCCGGCAGAGAAUUUCAUGAUCUGCGUGUGUUGGUAAAAGUGAAAGGCAAGUGCACAACAGAUCACAUAUCAGCCGCGGGGCUUUGGUUGAAAUAUAAAGGACAUUUGGAGAAUAUUUCGAAUAAUACUUUGAUUGGCGCUUUGAAUGCUGAUAAUGAAAAGGUCAACGUUGUUAGAAAUGUAUUGACCGGCAAGGAUGGUACAAUACCGGAAGUCGCGCGUCACUACAAGGAGAAUAAUGUUUCAUGGGUCGUGGUAGCCGAUCAUAACUACGGCGAAGGAUCUGCCCGAGAACACGCGGCAUUACAAGUACGGUAUCUCGGGUGCCCAAUGAUAAUUUCCAAAUCAUUUGCGAGAAUACAUGAGACUAAUUUGAAGAAACAAGGAGUCCUACCAUUGGUAUUUGUGAAUGAGGAUGAUUACAAUUUGCUAUCAGGUGGAGAUUUUAUAUCAACCAUUGGAGUUGUUGGAUUGGCGCCUGGUAAGAACGUAGAGAUCAGGGUUAGAAAAGAAUCCAAGAAUGGUGAUAAGGUCGAGGAAUUUGACAUACUGACCAAGCACACAAUGUCAGAGGAUCAGAUUGAAUGGUUUUACAUGGGAAGUGCGCUCAAUCACAUUGCUGCUAGUCAAAAACAUAGAUAA